This is a messenger RNA of Patella vulgata (common limpet), 4405 nucleotides long. Its product is annotated as leucine-rich repeat-containing protein 74B. The coding region runs from base 521 to 2548 and encodes 675 amino acids. NCBI's taxonomy places the organism in Eukaryota, Metazoa, Mollusca, Gastropoda, Patellidae. The transcript is spliced from 15 exons. The record is from RefSeq and is a predicted model, not a curated record. Gene Ontology annotation, molecular function: protein binding; calcium ion binding.
GUGUCCAAACUUGACUUUGAAGAGAUAAAAAUCGGCCGUAAGGCUCGUAAUGAUAACUAUGUAAAGAAUUAAUUUUACGCUUGAGUGUGGAUCAUGGUUAAAUGAUAUUUGUGGAAAUUAAAUAUUGGAAGAUGACCAGGUUCAGUAAUCUUCAAGCCCCAACUUAUAGAUCUAGAAUAUCCUACAACUUAUCAUAUAGUAGGCCUUUUAUUCAAACCAAAGGAUAAGUCUUACACAAAUCUAUUCAUAAUUACAUAUUGAUGGACUGAGAAAUAUAAACUUCUUUUGUGUUCAUGUUAAUAGAACAUAAUAAUCCUUGAAAAAUCGUGAAGGGAAUAUAAUGAUAUUUCCAUUAGUAGACGAAUUCAUAUCAUCUUAGAUCAAAUAUAACUUAAUACAGAACAGCACGACCGAGUCAGUUAUAUAUGUAUGUCAGGAAAAAAAUUAAAAUGUAUUCAUAAAGUUUUAAUUCUGCAACGUGACUACACAUUUAUCUAACAGUCUUUUCAAAAUUCUGAAAAUGGAGAUCAACAAAUUAUCAGGGAACCACAAAAGAGGAUGUCAUUCAGCUCCAGAACCCAGACAACAACAAUUCAAAGUGUUUAGGAAUCGCUAUCAACGAAAAAAAGUUCCAAGAAAAGUACCUCCAGUCAGUAGUCCAACAGUUUUGGUGAAUGGAGAGAUAGAACUGAAUGAAAAUUGCUUCGAAAAUUCGAUUUUAAAUGUUAGCUUUGCCAACCAAAGCUUUGGUGAUGACUCUGAAACAAGAAAUAAUGGAAUUGAAUUUAAAACUAAAUUUGGUUCUGCUACAGAAGAAAAACUACAACAAUUUGUUCAAGAACUAGAUGAUUUAGAGAAUGAGAGUGAUGAUGUAGACUUAAUUUACCUGGGACUUGAUUCUUCUAAAAGAAAUAAUGGAAGGGAAUCGUCAUUAUUCAGUAGAAACAGUACAUGUAUUCCAAUCGUGUUAGAUGCAGAUGAUGUAGAUUCUUUAGCAGAAACAACAUUGCCAUCUGUACAUCAUCCUACUAAUUGUUGGGAAAACACAAGGACUAUAAGUCGAACCAGCAGUAGCAGAAAAUCAGGAACCGCUAGUGCAGCUACCUCUAAAUCUAAAACCUUACAAACUGGUUCAGAUACAGAAUCUGAUGUGGAACUUAGUAGCCGUGAAGUCACAUCUGAUCUGGAUUUUAAAAAAGUGGAUAUAUUUGAUGAUAAGGCCUGGGAUACUGAUUUAGAAGGAGAUGAUAAUACACCUACUUAUGAUCACAGUGGUAAAACAGCCUAUAUAGAAGCAUGUAAACUGGUUGGUGUAAUUCCUGUUUCUUACUUUCUACGGCACAUGCAGGAUAAUAAAGUUAAUUUAAGUCAUCAUGGAUUAGGUGCUAAUGGAAUGAAAGCUAUAGCCAUGUCUUUAGUGUCCAAUACAGAAAUAACAGAGUUAAAUUUAGCUGAUAAUUGGCUAGGAUUUACUGGUGGUAUGGCAGUAUGUCAAAUGUUAAAAGAAAAUUGUUUUAUAUCACAUCUGGAUUUAUCUGAUAAUAAAUUAAAUUAUCAAUGUGCACAAAGUUUGUGUGAAAUAUUAUUACAGAAUGAUACAUUAAGACAUGUUAUUCUCACAGGUAAUGACUUUGAUGAUAAAUCUGCUGUACAUUUCGCUAACACUAUAAUGUUAACUAAAACUUUGGAAUAUUUGAAUCUGAGUAAGAAUAAUUUUUGUGAGACUGCUGGAGUGGUAUUUGGACCAGCUAUAUCAGAGAAUAGUUGUAUUAAAGAAUUAGAUCUCAGUUGGAAUCAUAUCAGAAGAAGAGGUGCUGUCAGUGUUGCUCAAGGUGUUAAGACAAAUGUAUUUAUGAAGAAGAUUAAUUUAUCAUGGAAUGGUUUUGGUGUUGAAGGUGCCUUUGCUGUUGGAGAUGCUUUAAAAGGAAAUUCUGUUCUUGAGGACCUUGAUAUUUCAAACAAUCGAAUUAAUACCGAGGGAGCAGUAAUAAUUGGUAAAGGUCUUGCUGUUAAUGAAACUUUAAAAGUGCUUAAGAUUGGUAAGAAUCCGAUGCAGAGUGCUGGUUGUUGGGGAAUCUGUGCUGCUAUAUUAAAGAAUCCUAACUGUAUAUUGGAGACGUUAGACUUCUCAGAUAUAUUAGUGAAUCAAGAUUUUAAUGAGAUAUUCAAAAAAGUACAGGAACAGUUCCCAGAAUUAAAGAUGAGACAUGGGGGUAUGGAACCGCCACUCAACCCUAAAGCUAGAGUCCAUCCCAUGGUUAAACUACACAGCUAUAUCCAGAAAAAUAACUUACGACUUGUUGAUUUCUUUAAUAAAUUUGACAAAGAUAAGAGUAUGAGUGUCACCCAUGAAGAAUUCUUAACUGGUUUAGUGGAAACUGGAAUUAAUUUAACAGAAGAAGAAACUCAACAGUUAUUAGAAGAAUUAGAUCGAGAUGGAGAUGGUGAAAUAAAUUAUAGUGAGUUAGUAAUAGGUCAUACAGAUUUCCAGGAGAAAGAAAGACAAAUGAACAUGGUGAUAAGCAGUAUGAGACCUAUUACUACGUAAAAACAUAUUUCAUAUUAAACAUUUUAUAAUUACAUCAAUUCAGUCUGUGAUAUAUUUAUACAUUAAUACAGGUAGAAAAGAUAAAUAGAUAACAUGUGAAUUAUUCACUAUGACAUGUUUAUUAAAUGUAUAUAAAGAAUCUUUUUGCUAGAGUUAAAUUUGACCAUUGCAGGGCUUUUUUAUUCAAAUCUUAUGUUAUUUAGAUGUUUAUUCACCUGACAAACCCAUAAUCAACUCUCUAGAUCAUUGUGCGGAUGAGAUAUUUAGUGCAUUAGUCAAUGCCAGCUGUAUCUGCUUUAAAUGCUAAUAUGGCCAGUCAAGUAAAAAUGUUCAGGUAAUGCAUGACUUCACUUACGAAGACUGACAAAAAAAGGGUUUUGUUUAUUAUCAUGGCAAUGGUCCUUGACAAUCCAGAUUAUGAUUGGCAAUUUAUGGUUAUUUCUUGUUAGAAUUUCAAACAUUCAUAACCACACCCAGAAAAAAGUAAUUUGACUGAAAUUUCAAUAUAUUAAUUUUUCAUUAUCAGUGUCUGCUGAGCUAUUAUAUUACAGCAAGAAUGGCCAGGGCCCUGUUUCUCGAAAUCUUAACUAAAGAUAAAAUCCAAAUUUUAGUAGAUACUUCAAUUUUGAUUGGCUAAGCACUAAAAUCAAUCUAAUAUUAUCCAAUCAAAUUACUAAAAUUUGGAUUUUAUCUUAGUUAAAAUUUCAUGAAACAGUCCACAGGUCUUUAUCUAAAUCUUACAUAUCAUGUUUCUUUAAUAUAUAAAUAUUAGUAAUCAGUAUGUUUCAUGCAUGAUACAUACAAUGAUGCAUACUCAUAAUGUUAUAUUAUGUGAUUACCUACAUGUGAAAAUAAGUUCUUGUUCUAUUUAUAAAUCUCAGAUCCUAGUCCAUUUCGUUUUUUAUUUUUCAAAUUUCCUUUUAUAUAUCUUCACUACACUUGGAUCGGGAUGUGUUUUUAAAUAAACUACGUUCUCUUUGAUGGUGGGGAUUGGCCAAUGAAAUCGUUCAUGGAAUUCUGGGAGACAAUGGUUGAUUAUAAAUAUUAAGAGUUUUCGCCUGUGAACCCUGAUACAACCUUCCAUAUAAUCCAGUCAGAUUUUAUGGAGGACAUCAAAAGUAUAAUAGAAACAGAUGAAAUUUACAUCUUUAGUUUAAACAGAUUGUAUUUAUAAGGGAAAAUGAUAGUCUGGGCAAAGUGUAAAAACUGGUGUUUUAUAAGAAUUGCCUGUACGUUUUUUUGCGGGGUUUUCCUGGUAGUUUUGAGUAAAGAUUAUGAGUAUUAGUAAAAUGUGAAAGUUACCAAAUUUAGCCUUAAUUAUUAUUCCUUAUAUAUUGUAUAUCUUCAAAAUUAUAUUGUGUAUUUGUUUAUGAUUUCUGGGAAAAGCAUCUCUGCUUUCUCAAUAACAAUCCCAUUACGACCGAAGAGUGAUAAUUGCUAGUGAAUAUUGUGAGGCUGUUAACUUAAAAUGGCCAAUGUUUUUUCUAUUUUAUUUUAUUUUAAAUCAUUGUUAGGGUACUUAUAUUUAACUUUAAUUUCAUGACACAAUUUAAUCCACCACUUACAGUUUACAAAACAAUUUAAUGUUUUACAAUAUUAUUAUAAGUUAUGAAAUUCAACUUUAUUAAUGUGAUAGAUUUGUUCAUAUUGUAAGUAUUUGUUAGUUUUUAAGUUAAAUUUUGUUCAUGUUGUGUUAAGUAUUUGUUCAUUUGAAGUAUUUGUUAAUAAAAGCUUAGAGUGAUACCAACGCAGCAUUAUCAUGAUAAAAUUGUUUGUAUGUGAUAAAAUUGUCUAUUUGUGAUAAUACUUGUUUAUUAGCCGUCCGUUUAAUGGAAUAAAAACAUUUGUAUAUCUUUA